AUGAAUUUGAUACUAAGACCAGAGAUAAAGUCGAUGCACAUUUCAUCAGAUAUCUACUUUAGAUUUGCUACAACAGUAGUGGAGACUAAAAUUCUCAACGUAAAUCAAGAAGCAUCAGAAAUAAUGUUUGAUAUGACUCUGCCAGAUUCAGCUUUUAUAACAGGCUUUACAAUGGAAAUGGCAGGAAAACGAUAUGCUGGUAAUGUCAAAGAAAAGGAGAAAGCAAAGAGACAGUUUGCGGAGGCGAAAAGUCGUGGAGAAAGUGCUGGUCACAUUGCUGCAUCUCCGAGAACUUCGAACAAGUUUAACAUACUUGUUAAUGUUGAAAAGAAUGCAUUAGUGGUAUUCAAACUGAAAUAUCAAGAAUUGCUGAGACGAACCCUUGGAUCUUAUCAUCACGUGAUUUAUGUAGAUCCUGGUCAAAUAGUGGAAGACUUUAGAAUAAAAGUUUCCAUUAGUGAAUCCAGAGAAAUCAUAGAUCUAACGAUACCACCACUGGAAGGGAAAACAACAACUGAUGUUGGUAAACUCGCUAGUAUCAAACAUAUUUCAUCAAAGAGAAUAGACAUAACAUACGCCCCAAGUGUUCAGGACCAGAAAACAAUGUCACAAGACGGUAUAUCUGGACAGUUUAAAGUAAAGUAUGAUGUUUCCAGGGAUAAAGAUGCUGGAGAUUUAUUGAUAGUGAAUGGAUAUUUCGUUCACAUGUUUGCGCCAAAAGACUUUAAACCGCUGUCGAAAGACGUAAUGUUUGUGUUAGACAAAAGCGGAAGUAUGUCAGGUAGAAAAAUGAUUCAACUGAAAGAAGCGAUGAAACUAAUAAUGCAGGAUAUGAAACCGGAAGACAUGUUAAAUAUUUUGUUUUUCGACAACAAAUUUGAUUGGUUAAGCAAAUCUGACAUGUUACAAGGAACAAAAGUAAAUUUUGGUAAAGCAGAGAGAUUUAUAGACGCCACUACUAGUAGUGGAAGUACCAACAUUAACAAAGCAGUAACAGAUGGAAUAAAAUUACUAACUAAAUACCUUGAUACGCAAAAGUCAACUAUCUUAAUGUUUCUAACAGAUGGACUUCCAACUUCAGGGGUAACAAAACCUGUUUCAAUUUUACAAAAUGUAAAAAAAGCCAAUGAAGCCAGAAUUCCCAUUUUUAGCUUAGGUUUCGGAAAUAAUGUGGAUUUCGACUUUUUGAAACAAAUGUCUUUACAAAAUAAUGGAUUCGCACGACGAAUAUAUGAAGAUUCGGAUGCUGUUUUGCAGAUUAAGGGAUUAUAUUCUGAAAUUUCAUCGGCUUUGUUGACAAAUGUCACGUUUAAUUAUGUUGGUGACAUUGAUAUGAAUACACUUACCCAGAACCACUAUCAGUAUUACUUUGGCGGUUCCGAAUUGGUAGUUGCAGGGCAAAUGAGAUCUAAAGGUUCUAGCAUUGUACCCAGUGUUAAAGGUUGGAAUAAUGGAUACACAGACUUACUUUGGAAACGAAGACCAGUUCCUGAACUGAAGGCAAUAACCAAUGAUGCUGAUCUAUCAAUGAUAACAGAAAAAAUGUGGGCAUAUCUCACAAUAAAGCAGUUGCUAAGAGAUAUCGAGGGUGACAUAACAAGUACGAAAAAGGACAAAAUUAAAGCUAAAAUCAUAUCCUUGGCAAUAAAGGUAUGUUUAUAUUACAAUUCGAUCGACGCUUCAAAUAUUCAAAUGGUACGACAAUCUAUUGACAUACUUCGCCAUGUAAAUUCUGAUGGUUGGAAAAGUAAAUUGAAUUUUCUGAGCUUUGGUGGCAAUAAUUUUGUUGGCGGAAACAGUGGUUGUGGCGGAGGUGGAGGCGGUGGCUGCGGUGGUGGAGGAGGAGGUGGUGGAGGUAGAAUUGGCGGCGGUGGUGGUGGCGGCGGUGGAGGAGCAUCAGGAAGUGGUAUCUAUUUUGCUAUUAUCUCUUACUAUUUCAAUGUGUAA
Messenger RNA from Mytilus californianus (California mussel), 1947 nucleotides. RefSeq names its product inter-alpha-trypsin inhibitor heavy chain H3-like. The transcript has 8 exons. Bases 1 to 1947 code for a protein of 648 amino acids. Lineage: Eukaryota; Metazoa; Mollusca; Bivalvia; Mytilida; Mytilidae. The record is from RefSeq and is a predicted model, not a curated record.